Messenger RNA from Pestalotiopsis fici W106-1, 1050 nucleotides. RefSeq lists its product as uncharacterized. The transcript is spliced from 2 exons. The record is from RefSeq and is a predicted model, not a curated record. The coding region runs from base 1 to 1050 and encodes 349 amino acids. Lineage: Eukaryota; Fungi; Ascomycota; Sordariomycetes; Amphisphaeriales; Sporocadaceae.
AUGACCUCAAAGGAGCAAAAGGUCUUCAUUGUAGGGCCCGGCUUCAUCGGCUGGAACGUCCUCGAGCUUCUCGUCAAGGAAAAGUACCAAAUCACAGCUUUCGUGCGAAGAAAGGAACAUGGUGCCCAAAUCAAGAACUCGGGCGCGUCAGAGAUUGUGAUUGGGGACCUGGGCGACAAGGCGCUCAUCAGUGAGCAGGCCGCGCAGCACGACAUUACCAUCCACAUGGCCACGGCCGACGACCUGCCGAGCGUCGAGGCCGUGCUGGACGGCGUGCAGAAGCGGGCGGACCAAGGGCUGGACACCAUCUUCAUCCACACCUCGGGCACCUCGGUGCUCGACGACGGGUGCCACGGGUCCGAAAAGUCGGACCGCAUCUACUUUGACAAUCUGCGCUCCGACAUUGACUCGAUGCCCGACACGGCGCCGCACCGCGAGAUUGACCUGGCCAUCCUGCGCCGACAAAAGGUGCUGGGCGACAAGGCCAAGCUGGCCAUCAUGAUCCCGCCCCUCAUCUACGGCUUCAACCACGACCACAAGCGCCUCACCAUUCAGAUUCCCACACUGACUCGCUUCGCCCUCAAGCACGGCUAUGCUGGCUAUGUGGGUGACGGCCUGCCCGUCGAGUCAAAUAUUCACGUCAAAGACCUUGCCAGGGCGUACCGUAUUCUGCUUCAUCACAUGGAACACACGCCAGCCGCCAACCUGCUAGAGAACCCGUACUACUUUUGCGAGUCCUCGGGCAACGACGAGCCAAGCUGGAAGGAGGUCGCCGAGCUCAUCGGGGACAGCCUGCACAAGGCGGGCAAGAUCUCGGACCCGACACCGCGCACCAUUGACCCCAAGCUAUACGGGGACCUGUUUGGCGACGACACGGGCGCCAUCAUCGGCCUCAACAGCCGCAGCCGCGCCGCGCGGCUCCGUCAGCUCGGGUGGAGGGCCGUGGAAAAGUCCUGGCGCGCCAGCUACGUCGAGGACGAGCUCCCAGAGAUUCUCAGGGAGAAAGGACAUGCUGAUUUUAAAGGAUAUACGGGCAAGACUUUGAAGUGA